GUGCCCCGUGAAGCACCGCAACUCCGGGGCCGACCUGGCGCUUUACUGCGGGAAUGGGGCAGAGGCGCCACGGCACACUGACGUCUCAAUCCUCGCCCGGGCCCUCAUCACCACGGCUUCUUACGGCCCUACAGGGUAGGCAAACUGCAAUGCGUGCUCUGCUCGGUGCUCUGGCACACCCAGUACUUGCCUGCUGGUGCUCCACCCCGGACCCUGAGCAGGGCUGCAGUGCGCCCCCCUCCCCCCUCCUUCCCCCUUCCCUCGCCGCACUCCCCUCAGUCGGGCGGCCGUGCGGCACGGGUACCUUCAAUGACUCUGUACCGGGAAGCUGGGGCCGACCCGGUCGGGCGCGGGUCGGGGGAUUAGGAGUCGAGGAAGGCACAGCUUUUCUGAUCAACGGCUAUUGUUUACAGUCCAGUUCUCGAAUGGAGCAGGGCUGAGAGGGGGGAGGGGGGUGGAGAGGUAGGGCACAAGGGUGCAGAAGGGGGAGGAGAUGGGAGAGGGGAAGUGUGGGAGGCAAGUGAGGGGAAGUAGUUUGGCACCUUCCACAACAUGGCACUGCCAGUGCGGUUCGUCUCGUCGUGGUGUGCAUCUCGUGGGGACAGAGCAGGACCGCGUGACCGCCGUUCAGUUGGGGAGUAUGGGUAAGAAGAGGCUCAAGGAGCGUGGCUACGGCAAGGUAACUUCGAGCCGGACACGCCGCAAGACCUCGCUUACGUCCCUAAAACGCAAAGAAGAAGAACAAGAAGAAGAAAGCUUAUUUGGAUCAGAAGAAAAUGUUGAAAAUAACCAGUGCAGUGCAAACAGUGACACUGAAGCGCCUAGCGAAGGGCAGUCCCCGCGCCGCGCGGCCGCCGCGCCCGCUAGCCCAGCCCCGGGGACGAGUGUGGGCGCGCUGGCUGACAUCAGCAACUUCCCCGCCGUGCUGUCCUGCCAGAUACCCCAGCGGGUGUUUAGCGCCCCCGAGAUCCGCAAGAGAAGGGAGCAGAUCAACGCGCGGGCCGAGGCGCAGGCCGGCGGCGCAGGCCUGGCCCAGAGAGGCCCGGGCCCCGUCACGCCACGGAAGGGCAACGGUGAUGGCUCCCCGUCAUCUGUACGCAUAACAAGUAAAAGGCUUGGACUGGACGAGUCCGCAGCUUCUUCUUGGUUGUGUGAAAGUGAUUCUGAAACUGAGGCCACAGGACUUCAUGUCGAGCGUGAUGGCCGUGGCGACAGGCUGGACAUGAUACAUGGCUACCACAUCGUGUCCCUGCCGCACGUGCUGAGGCAGCACGAGGCCAUCGUGAAGCACAGCACGGUGUGCACUGGGGGGCGCAUGCUGCUGGAGAAGCCGGUCAGCAAGGGGCUGUUCACUGUGUUGCACUUUCGGUGUAUCACCUGCCGCGCGACCGCCACAAUCGAGACCAACCCUCGGGGACCUCUCAUCAACCAGGCGCUCGCAUGGGGUACGCUGUCCGUGGGGAUGGGCCACGCUCAGAGCGAGGAGUUGCUGUCCGUGCUGAAUGUGGCCGCUCCCUCUGAAGGCUACUUCCGCAAGUGUGAGCGGAUCAUCGGACAGGCAUGGAAGAACAUCUUCGAUUUCUUUAGGCGAGCAAAUGUAGCUGAAGAGAUAGAGUUAGCAAAGCAGGAGGGACGCGUGGACCCGGAGGACAACAUGCCCUUCACAAGCUGCAAGACUGAUGGGGGAUGGUGUGCAAGAACCUAUGGUCAUGGCUUUGAUGCGAAGUCUGGAGUGGCGGUCUCAAUUUCACAACGCACAGGAAAAAUUAUGACCCUUGGUACGGAAAAUAAGUUUUGUAAGGAGUGUUCGGACGCGGCGAGGAAGGGGGUCGACCCUGAUCCUGAUCACACCUGCAACGCCACGUACAAGGGGCCUUCCACUGGCAUGGAGAGCGCCAUCAUAGUGAAAGGCCUCCAGAACCUGUACAAGGAGGGCUUGUGGGUGCAGACCAUUAUCGGGGAUGGCGACUCCUCCGUCUUCAACAAGGUGCGUCAGUUCGUGCCAAAAGGGCGCAAAAUGAAGAAGGAGGAGUGCGCCAACCACGCUACUCGCCGCUACACGUCCAAGCUGCACUCGAUAGUGAAGAAGACGUCAGUGCCUUUGAGAGCAAGGCGGAUCGUCACGAAGUACCUGAGGCGCCUCACAGCUGCGGCGCGCGGCGCCAUCAAGGAGAACGGCGGCAAGUCCGUGGCGCAGCUGAGAGAGGACCUACGCAACGGGCCGCUGCACGUCCUGGGUGACCACAGCCAGUGCCGCGACUCCUACUGCAAGCGCAAGGAGGCGCAGGAGCCCAACAUGGUCCCAGAGGCGACGGCCACGGGCGCGCUCGGGCUGAUGCACGGCGCGCUCCAGGCAAUGUACGCCGAGGCCCACAAGCUCACAGCGAACGAGACGACGAAUGACUGCGAGUCGUACAUGUCGAAAGUCAGCAAAUUUACUGGAGGUAAAAGGGUUGACUUUUCGACGGGGCCCUCGUUUGGCAUUCGUUGUCUCGGCGCAGCUUUGCUGUACACGCUGGGCCCGUCAUGGCACCUCACGGCCUGGCAGCACUGGCAGGGCGAGUCUCUGGGACCCGUCGCGGAGGUCGUGUUGCGGCGGCGGCAUGUGCGCAACGAGCGCAAGCGGCACGCCCGGGACGUGCAGCGGCAGGCCAGGCUCGCGGGGGAGUGGACCGGACGGAAGAGGGCCAGGAGCGGCGCCGACAAGCACUACGGACUCACCGUCGAGCAACUACUUCUGGAAAAGCCUGACGUGGACGAGACGGUGCUCAACGAGCGCAAGCUCGCCGAGAUCGAGUUCGUCCAGAACCAAGUCCCCACUGAGGAGGAGAGUAGGGCGUGGGAGGAGCGAACCCGUGGCCAGUCCGGCAACCCUUUGUGGCGGGAGUUCCGCGAGAAAAGGUUGCAGGGCUACCUGCACGGCCGCAUCGCUCGGCUCCGCCCUACCACCCUCCGCGGCCCUGUGGUGAAGCUGCUCCUGUACGGCAAAGAUUUGGACCAUCUGGAGCACAUCCAGUUGGGCCGCACCGCGGAGGACUUGGCCAAACAGAAGUAUGAGGCGAAGUACGGUGUGAAGGUCGUGGACUGUGGCUCCUUCGUGAGGCCAGACCUCCCCCACCUCCUGGCGUCGCCGGACGGGCUGGUCGGCGAGGAUGGGCUCGUCGAGGUAAAGAACUUCUCCACGCUAGGCGACAAGGGCAUUUUGGAGACGUUCAAGGACAAGGCAAGUAAGAAAAAAUUGAGAGGCAUGUUGACAGAAAAAGUUGUUGAACGGAGAAGAGUACUGUGCACCGACCAGGUGUACUAUCAGGUUCAGUCCCAACUCAACCUGAGUAAGAGAAAGUGGUGCGACUUGAUCUUACACUGUGACGCAGAUUGGGAAAGGUUCCGCAUUCACAGAGAUGAGAAAUUCUUCAAUGAUGAAAUUUUGCCCAAAUUGCAGAAUUUCUAUAAUGAUGCGUUCCUUCCCGAGCUGGCGGACAGCAGGUUGGAGAGGGGCUUACCUCCGCGCGAGCCAGCGUACGUCCUUGCAGCAAGGAUGAAGGACAACUUACCAGUAGAAAUAGAAGAGAUCUGUGAUGAGGACAUACCUGAUGAUGGUGAAGGUGAAGAUGAAGAUCAGUGA
This is a messenger RNA of Frankliniella occidentalis (western flower thrips), 3625 nucleotides long. RefSeq lists its product as uncharacterized. The coding region runs from base 494 to 3625 and encodes 1043 amino acids. The transcript has 7 exons. The record is from RefSeq and is a predicted model, not a curated record. NCBI's taxonomy places the organism in Eukaryota, Metazoa, Arthropoda, Insecta, Thysanoptera, Thripidae.